UAAUUCAUUAUUAUGACUAAUAAGUCCAUCGAUAUCUGCCCCCGAGGGAUUAUUCAAUCGUCAGUCAAUCGAUAUUUAAUCGAGACAAACAAUAUCUGCGUCCUUUGAUAACAAGGGAGCUGAGUAACUACUCAAUAACAAUUAUCAAUGAGGUGUAUCGUCCCUCAGGAUGGGAUUAGAUUUUUUUGAAGACCUUCCCCCAGUUUUUCCAUCAUUCAAUGUCGACUAUCAAUAACUCUGCUAUAAAAUAGUUGUGAUAGACAUCGAGAGGAUCAGUGUCUGCUCAUAAUGCGUUCAUUAUUCAUUACGAUUUUUGUUUCAUUGAAAUUUGGAUGGAUUGUUAAAAGCCUCCCAUCUGAGGUCAGAAUCAUUGGUGGUGCAGAAACAGGAAUCGAAGCAUAUCCCUACGUCGUUUCUCUGCAAUACAAUGGAACUUUCGAUGGAUACGACGUCGAACAUUUUUGUGCUGGAGUCAUCAUUAAUGAGAGGUGGAUUGGGACGGCAGCUAAAUGUAUCGAUAAGAGAAAACCAGGAGAAUUCAAUGUACGAGUGGGUUCAAAGUAUUACUUCAAAGAGGGAGUGAUUCAUGAGAUCGAUAGUCUUCUGAUACAUCCGAAAUACACAGAGAUUGAAUGGGAUUAUGAUGUCGGUCUUAUCGAGGUGCAUAAACCAAUUGAGUUUGAUCUUAAAACUCAACCAGUUCAGUUGCCUCUCCCUCACCAGGAACUACCUGCAGGAACAAAUCUAGCGAUUGUCGGUUGGGGGGCUACGAAGCUACUCGGACCUCCCUCACCUGUAAUUAACGCCAAUAUCGUACCAGUGAUAAGCCAAUCGAUGUGUGAGGAUAGCCUCGGACACUUUACUGUCACACCACGAAUGUUCUGCAUCUUUAAACAUGGGAACGGACCUUGCGUUGGUGACACUGGUUCCCCAGGUGUCGUAAACAAUACACUUUUUGGUUUAGCAUCGUGGAGUCCAUCCUGCGCCUAUCAAUAUCCCACCGUUUACACGAACCUAUCAACUACUGUCGACUGGAUCAAUCAGAUCAUAAGGGCACCAUCUGCGCCUCUUUCGCCGAAAUUUCGCGAAUAAAUCAAUUUUUCUUUCGAUCAUUCAUAAAAAUACAAUUAUUGCUAAGAACUCAUUUUUUUAUUGAAAUCUUCAUAGGAAAAUAAACAUAAACACAGCCGGGAAGCCGGAGGCUAAAGACAAUUUUAGGACAAUAAUUGAGGUAGUGCUGGUCGAUCAAAGGAUCGACUUAUGUCGAGACAAUAGCGAGAAGAGCCUUCUUGUAGUUCCCGGAGGUAUCCCCACUGAUCCAGCUCUCCAGGGACUUCCCAUA
This is a messenger RNA of Diachasmimorpha longicaudata, 1342 nucleotides long. Its product is annotated as trypsin-like. Gene Ontology annotation, molecular function: serine-type endopeptidase activity. The transcript has 7 exons. Gene Ontology annotation, biological process: proteolysis. The record is from RefSeq and is a predicted model, not a curated record. The coding region runs from base 289 to 1092 and encodes 267 amino acids. Lineage: Eukaryota; Metazoa; Arthropoda; Insecta; Hymenoptera; Braconidae.